Messenger RNA from Balaenoptera musculus (blue whale), 858 nucleotides. It is a transcript of the gene MRPS28, whose product is annotated as mitochondrial ribosomal protein S28. Bases 37 to 603 code for a protein of 188 amino acids. The record is from RefSeq and is a predicted model, not a curated record. The transcript has 3 exons. Gene Ontology annotation, cellular component: mitochondrial small ribosomal subunit. NCBI's taxonomy places the organism in Eukaryota, Metazoa, Chordata, Mammalia, Artiodactyla, Balaenopteridae.
GCGGAGAAGCCAAAGGUCAGAGGUUGUGGAGCCGUCAUGGCGGCGCUGUGCCGGACCCGUGCCGUGACUGCCGACAGUCAUUUUCUGCGAGUGCUUCUCUUCUUUCGGCCCUGUCGAGACGCAGGCACUGAAAGUGGCUCCGGAAGCGAGAGUUCUGAUUCCACGGAGCCUAGGCCGCGCCUAGGCGGCUUCGCGAACUCUUUGAAGCGGCACUCAGAACUGCAGCGGAAGGCGGAGCUCGGGCGGAUGAGAGGCUCUCCAAAAGAUGUGGAAUCCUUCGCUUCUAUGCUGAGACAUUCUCCUCUUACACAGAUGGGACCUGCCAAGGAUAAACUAGUCAUUGGACGAAUCUUUCAUAUUGUGGAGAAUGAUCUUUAUAUAGAUUUUGGUGGCAAGUUUCCUUGUGUAUGUAAAAGACCGGAAGUGGAUGGAGAGAAAUACCAGAAAGGAACCAGAGUCCGACUGCGGCUGUUAGAUCUUGAACUUACAUCUAGGUUCUUGGGAGCGACAACAGAUACAACUAUCCUAGAGGCUGACGCAAUUCUGUUAGGAAUCCAGGAGAGUAAAGACUCAAAAUCAAAAGAAGAACGUCGUGAAAAAUAAAUGAACUUUGCUUAGUGUAUUCACUCCUUUUUUGUUGAACCCAGGUAUUCAUCACGAAUGCCAUUAGACAAUUGUGAAUAAAUGAUUGGAGAAGACAUAGUAAAUGCAAGCUAUAAUUAUAGCUCUUAUUUGUCAGAAUUUUCUUUAGGUGUAUCUCUCCUCCCCCUGUUUUUAUACCCAUUCUUUCCUUUGAUUGGAAUAGUGUAAACUGUACUUAGAUACUCUGUCAUUCAAUAAAUAUGUUUUGAGUGCACU